CACAACCGAUCUAACUUCCAAAAUGAUCUCCUCCAACCUGUAUCAGAUUAGCAAGUUGCUUGCACGAUGUGGAAUGCAUCGCACCUACUGCACAGAUCCCACCCGAAUAGAGAAAACCGUAAACACCGUCACGCUGCUAGGUCGCGUUGGUGCGGAUCCACAGCGUCGAGGAAAUGAUGCACACCCGGUGGUAAUGUUUUCCGUGGCGACACACUCCAACUAUAAAUACGAUUCGGGUGAUUGGAUGCAGAAAACGGAUUGGCAUCGGGUGGUAGUGUUCAAGCCGGGUCUACGUGAUGCGGUAAUGUCGUACCUGAAGAAAGGACAGCGCACGAUGGUUACCGGGAAGAUCACAUAUGGCGAAAUUACCGAUCAGGAAGGAAAGCAACGGGGUACCACCAGCAUCAUUGCGGAUGAUGUUAUCUUUCUUCAGAAUUAAGGGCGCCAAAUGAAGGUCGUUUUUUGCAUUUGUUUUGUAAAGUUCAUUAGCACAUUGGCUUAAGAUGAAAAAUAAAGCUUAUAG
This is a messenger RNA of Anopheles moucheti, 523 nucleotides long. RefSeq names its product single-stranded DNA-binding protein, mitochondrial (gene mtSSB). Gene Ontology annotation, cellular component: mitochondrial nucleoid. The record is from RefSeq and is a predicted model, not a curated record. Lineage: Eukaryota; Metazoa; Arthropoda; Insecta; Diptera; Culicidae. Bases 23 to 439 code for a protein of 138 amino acids. The transcript is spliced from 4 exons. Gene Ontology annotation, biological process: mitochondrial DNA replication; positive regulation of helicase activity. Gene Ontology annotation, molecular function: single-stranded DNA binding.